Messenger RNA from Pantherophis guttatus, 2561 nucleotides. It is a transcript of the gene FAM163B, whose product is annotated as family with sequence similarity 163 member B. NCBI's taxonomy places the organism in Eukaryota, Metazoa, Chordata, Lepidosauria, Squamata, Colubridae. The record is from RefSeq and is a predicted model, not a curated record.
CCGUCGGCAGCGCCCGAGCCCGCCGCGUCGCUCUGCCCUUUAGCCGCGGCCGGAGGCGCCGCCGCUCGAGCGAGCCUCUCUUGCCGGCCGAGCCCAGCUUUCCCGGGGCGGCAGGUGCGGGGGUGGCGCGGCUUCAGACUCGGCCGCGACUGGCGGGCGGCUCUCCCCGGAGGGUCUCGGCGGCGGCGCAGCCAGCGGGAAAGCAGCUCCGUGCCGGCCGGCCGCCUCCCUCGCUCCCCGAUGUGCCCCCGGCGGAAGCCCCGGCCAGCGGCGGUGCGCGCCUGAAGCAGACGGGCAGCUGCGCCGGCGAGUCCCGCUCCCUUCCAGGCAUCGGAGGUGUUGAUGGGGAAGAGGUCGGAUGACCGCGGGGACUGUGGUCAUCACCGGCGGAAUAUUAGCAACUGUCAUAUUACUGUGCAUUAUAGCUGUUCUCUGCUACUGCAGGCUCCAGUAUUAUUGUUGCAAGAAGGAUGAGUCGGAAGAGGACGGCGACGAGCCCGACUUCCCUGUGGAUUCACACAUUCCCCCCCUGCACUGCAACCGUAACGUGGCUCUGACCAACGGCCCUUCCUUGUACCGCUCCCCCUACAAGAAGCCCUCCCAGUCCCGGACUGGCUGCCCGAGCUGCUCCCAGUAUGAGCCUCCAACGUUCUUCCUGCAGGAGCCCGAAGAGGAAGUCCGCAACGGGGGUGACCUGGUCAACUACAAGGCCAUCAGCCAAGAAGACCUGGAGUUACCCAUCGGCCUGAGCGGUGGUCUCCAGGCCCUCAACCCCAACCGGCUCUCCGCCAUGCGCGAAGCCUUCUCCCGCAGCCGCAGCAUCAGCACGGAUGUCUGACCGGUCUGGCCAAAGAGGCCCCGUCCCCCCCUCGGCUCGCAGGCUUGGCUAAAGGCUGAAGGUAACUUCUGCUUCCCAGCCUCUUCCUCUCUCGUCUUGUAUGAAUGGGGCCAGGAGCACGGCUGUCUUGGUAGAGAUAAUCCAUUUUCUAACCCCGGUCAAAGGAGCUCUUCCUUUCUUCCUGUAGGUGAGGUUUUUGAUACAGGACAUCCUUUUGUAUGAAUAUGCAAACUGGUUUGCCACUCUUCAGCCUGCACAAAGUGUGGCCUCUGCUUUCCCCAAUGGGUGGGGGUGGGGAAGGAGGCUGGAACUGAGCCAGGGCCAGAUAUUUUUGCAAAUUGUUUAAUGCGAAUCCAACUAUUUUCCCCUCUUCCCUGCAGUGUCCCCGCCAUACAUUCAGUCUACUCUAUGAAAGCCUUGCACCUGCCCACCCCCUCGAGGGAGGCCCUCCCUUUCCCCUGGUUGCUUUCAAAGAGCUGUUUUGAAUGACAGAAGAAACAUGCCAGGAAUGUGGCCAGGACCCUGUCCACUAUGUCCAGCUUAGAUCUCAGCUUUAGUUUGGUCCUGGCCUGUUUUUUGUUGCUCAGUAAGGGUGGAGGGCUGCCAAGGACCAUGAAGAUGUUUGGUUGGCAGGGGGGGGGGGCAGGACUUUACCAUGUUUGAUCAGUGGUGUUGCCUGCUGUAGGACUUCCUCUAUCGCACCUGCAAUGAAACUCAUCAGUGGUUUUGCCAGCCAAACCAGAGGUGACUCUGCUGUGCUCUGGGCCUCUUGUUCUUUGUCCCCUGUCCCAGCUUCCCCUCUGAGUGUCCAGGAGGCAGACGCAGAGGGACGGUGGGCACAAGGCACUUCUGCGGGCACAGGGGCAUUCCUUUUCUUUGGGACAGAAAGGCUGCAGCUUGGAGCUCCUGGCAAUAAGAUUUAGUGCAGCGAUAUUGGCAGCCUGUUAGAGAAGGCAGCUUCCCUCAACCUGCCUCCAGGAAAGUGGGGGUCUGGCUAGAUGGGACAUCAGCAGGGAGAUGAGACUUAAAAGACAGCAGGACAGACUGCCUUCGGAGGCCACCUGAGAUAAAGAAGGCUAGUCCACACCACUCCUCCACCAGGCCUUUGGGUCUGGAGGCAGCAGUGGGAUGGAGACUGCCCCACAGUGCCCAGAGGAAAAUGGUUCCCCUGUGGGAUCUGACCAUGUGCUCAGGUAGCUUGUAAAACUGGCACUCACAAGUUAGGUGCUGGGGAUGAUGGGAAGAACCCCAGGCUGGGCAGUUUGAGUUCAACCUAUUCAACCUCCUCUGGAGCGGGCACAGGGCAUGAGAGCCCAAGAGGCAAAGGGCCAUCUGACAAGGAGCAGAAACGGGUGCCAGUUCAGAGACAAGUCAAUAGUGUCACUGAUCCAGGUGGGCUUUUUCCAUUUAAUUUGAAAUUAAUGUUCAUGUCUUGCUUUGGCUGCAUCCAAUAAAAUGCAUUCAUGUUGGUCUUCGGUGAUCUGUAACUAGUUGCUGCUUCCAAAAAACUAUUUUGUAUAAUUCUUAAAAUUCGUAUUGGUUUCAGUGGCACUCUUAAAAAGGCUACAGUUUGUUGCUUAUAAGUAUGGCUAUUUAUUUUUCCCCUUUAUAUAUCUUUGAAAUAAAUUCAAACUAUUUCGUGAAUUUUCAUUUACCUUUACUUGUGAUAAACAUGUAUAGGACUUCUGGAUUCCGAAAAUAAAAUAAAAAAACCUUACCUUGA